This is a messenger RNA of Microtus oregoni (creeping vole), 6375 nucleotides long. RefSeq names its product alpha kinase 3 (gene Alpk3). Bases 1 to 5082 code for a protein of 1693 amino acids. Gene Ontology annotation, cellular component: nucleus. The record is from RefSeq and is a predicted model, not a curated record. Gene Ontology annotation, molecular function: ATP binding; protein serine/threonine kinase activity. The transcript is spliced from 14 exons. Gene Ontology annotation, biological process: cardiac muscle cell development; protein phosphorylation. Lineage: Eukaryota; Metazoa; Chordata; Mammalia; Rodentia; Cricetidae.
AUGGGGUCGCGGAGGGCUGUGGGCCGGGGCUGGGGCCUGGGUGUACGGGCAGGGGCGGGUGGUGAUGGCGAGGACGACGGGCCGGUGUGGACGCCCGGCCCGACUAGUCGCAGCUAUCUGCUCAGCGUGCGGCCGGAGACUAGCUUAUCAAGCAACCGGUUGUCUCACCCCAGCUCUGGAAGGAGCACUUUCUGCUCCAUCAUUGCCCAGCUCACAGAAGAGACCCAGCCGCUAUUUGAGACCACACUCAAGUCCCGGGCUGUGUCCGAAGACAGUGACGUCAGGUUCACCUGCAUUGUCACAGGGUACCCAGAGCCAGAGGUGACCUGGUACAAAGAUGAUAUAGAACUGGACCGCUACUGCGGCUUGCCAAAAUACGAGAUCACUCACCAAGGCAACCGUCACACCCUGCAGCUGUACAGGUGCCGGGAAGAAGACGCUGCCAUCUACCAGGCCUCUGCCCGGAACACCAAGGGCAUCGUGUCCUGCUCAGGGGUCCUAGAGGUGGGCACUAUGACGGAGUACAAGAUUCACCAGCGCUGGUUCGCCAAGUUAAAGCGCAAGGCUGCAGCCAAGAUGCGGGAGAUUGAGCAAAGCUGGAAGCAUGGGAAGGAGGGCUCAGGGGAGGCCGACACUCUUCGCAAGAUCAGUCCCGACCGCUUCCAAAGAAAGCGCCGACUGAGUGGAGCGGAAGUGGCGGUCCUCUCAACCCCCGCCAGGGAAAUGGAAGAAGGGUCCUCGGCAACUUGGCAGGAAGGAGAGACUGAGUCUGCUCAGCACCCAGGUUUGGGUUUGAUCAACAGCUUUGCUCCUGGAGAGGUACCCACCAAUGGGGAGCCUGCCCCAGAGAACGGCGAAGAUGGCGAGCAUGGCUUGCUGACGUACAUCUGUGAGGUCAUGGAGCUGGGGCCCCAGAACGCCCCUCCGAAGGAGUCUGGGGCUAAGAAGAAAAGGAAAGACGAGGAGUGUAAGCCGGGAGUACAGAAGCCAGAGUUAGAAAAGGCAGAUGGAAGCCAGUGCGCUUCAGAAAAUGGUAUCCCCAGUACAGACAAACCCAAUUCCAGUAGAAGAGAGAAACCCGCCGAUACACAGCCAGCUCAGACCCAGCCCAGAGUCAGGGGAGCACGUGGGCCUGGGCCUUCCGGAACAGAAAGCGCCAGGAAGUCAGCCUCUGCUGUGGGCAUUCAAGACAAGAUCCAGAUUGUCGCUGCACCAGCCCUGGCCUCUGUCCCAGCCCCUGCACCAGUCCCUGCACCAGCCCCUGCACCAGCCUCUGUCCCAACCCCUAGCCCAAACCUCAGCUCAGAGCAGGUGUAUUUCUCCCUGAAGGACAUGUACAUGGAGAGCACCCAGGGAGGCAGGCCCCAAGAAGAGGAGAUGCCUCCACCUGCAAGAACCAGGUUACCCAGAGAAGGUCCCUCAGGGAAAGAGCCUGUCAGGGCUCGAGGUGAGAAGGUACCUGUGGCCUCUAGCCAGCCCACACCUUCCAUGGUUCCCCCGCCUAUCAAGCCUUUGAAUAGGAAGAGAUUUGCUCCUCCUAAACCCAAGAUGGAGCCCACUACCACUUCUUCCUCAAGUCAGGCUCCAGAAUCUAUGGCCCAGAGCUUAGGGAAGGCUCCACCUCCAGCCUUGGCCCAGGUCCCCACACCUCCUGCCCGACGGAGACAUGGCACCCGAGAUAGCCCCUUGCAAGGACGGACAAGCUUCAAGACUCCAGGAGAGGUUCUGGAGUCCCAGGCAACCAUGACUUCUGCCACGUCUGCCAGCAGCAGUCCCGAUACCAUCUCUGUUGACCAUGGCACCCCUGGAACUCAAGGCGUCGUGGAGCCCAUGGAUACGGACACUCAGGAGGCUGGGAGGACGCGUGUUGAUGGGAGAGUUGGAGGCAGGAAGAAAACACAGACAGAUGGAAAGCCGCAGGUGGAUGGAAGGACCCCGGGAGAUGGAACACGAGCCUCCCGGAGGACACAGUCUGAUGGGAAGGCACAGGUGGAUAUUGCGACACAAGAAAGUGAGAGGCCGCAGUCAGACAGGAGUUCACAGAAGGAUUCAGCGACACAGAGAAGGGAGGAUAUGCAGGUAGGACAGACACAGGCAGAUGAGAAGUCACAGCAAGAUCCGAGAGACACAAGGAUAUGUGAAAAAAAGGAGACACAGUUGGUGGACAGCAUCCCUACAGCUUUCAAAACCCAGCCAGAGCAACCAUCUGUGGUCAACCUCAGCUCAACACCCCGAGCCUUUAAACCCUCACCAUCAGAAUGCCCUAGAACUGAUCAGGUUAUGGAAUGUGUUGAGACGAGCCCGGAAGCAUCUCGUGUCCAAGAAAAAUCUGGUUUCAUGCUUAGGUCUGAAGAGCCCCCAGUGACAGCCUUCAGAAGUGAUGAGGACACUGGACUAGAUCCCGUGUCAGGGAACUAUGUGUGCCCAGCACAGCUGCCUCCUGAGGGGAACUCAGCACAGUUGGGAGGAGAAACACAUCAAAAGUCAGAGUGGUUAGGUCCGGUCAAGGCCAAGCAAGAGGGCAGUCUGUUUCAGUGUCCCAAGGAGGAGCAGCCGGUGGAAACGCUGUCUGUGGAUCUCCCUGGUGGGCAUCCAGCUGGCUUGAGUCAGGAGGUGCCCGCCACACCCUCUUUUUCUGGAACUGGCCUGACCAAUAGACCGCAGGAGGGGCUACCCAGCACCACAGCUUCUCAGCACAUGCGCAUGGGCGACUUCCGCCCCACCAGGGACAAGGACCUACUGAGUUCUGCUUCCACUCUACAAAUGGGGCCAGGGUCCCCCACCCAGAGUCACCCACCAGAAGUCACGGCUCCCAGUAGUGAGGGAGUCUGUGCCAAGGAGCCGAAUGCGGAGGGGAGCUCCUCAGGUCCCCGGAGCUGUGACCCUGGGCUUAUAGAUUCCCUGAAGAACUACUUGCUUCUGCUGCUGAAGCUUUCCAGCCCGGAGACAAGCGAAGCCAGGGCAGACUCCCAGGAAGAGGCUGCUGCUGGAGGCCCAGCUUCCUCCUCUACUCUGGUCCCCACCAUGGAAGUGGCAGGCCUGAGUCCCAGGACAUCCAGGCGCAUCCUGGACCGCGUAGAGAACAAUCACUUGGUGCAGAGUGCGCAGACCCUGUUGCUGAGUCCCUGCACCUCCCGCCGCCUCACCGGCCUCCUGGACCGUGAGGUACAGGCUGGCCAGCAGGCCCUGGCUGCUGCCCAGUGCUCCCGGGGCCCGUGCCCCAGCCCCCUUACCAUUCCUGCCAUUGUGGUGGGCGAGGAAGGCUCUGGUACUUGUGAGGAAGGGGAUUCCAGGGAGGAGACCUCCCAGGAAAGUGACAAGAACGGACUGCUAAGAGAGGUGGGUGGGCAAACGGUGGAGGGUAGAACCCAGGAGCCCUGCCAGGAAGAAGCGACCCCAGGGGAGGCUUUGACAGGUCUCCCUGCAGCGACACCCGAGGAACUGGCUCUAGGGGCCCGGAGGAAGCGGUUCCUCCCUAAGGUCAGAGCAACAUCAGAUGGAGAUGCGAACAAGGCUGAAGAAAGGGAGAGCCCCACAGUUUCCCCUCGGGGACCCAGGAAGGGCCUGACACCUGAGUCCCUAGGGACUCCAGGGCGGGAGAGACGGUCCCCUACCCAGGCCCGAAAGAGCAGCAUGCUAGAGGUGCCCGGGACAGAUGAGCCUACAACUGGAGACCUGGGCUCCAGACCCAAAGCCGGUGCCUUGGACUCAGAGCCUGCCCCAGAUGAAGGCAAGCAGGAAGCUCUAGCCAAGCCAAAGAACGCCAAAGACCUGCUAAAAGCCCCACAGGUGAUUCGGAAAAUUCGGGUGGAGCAGUUUCCGGAUUCUUCUGGCAGUCUGAAGCUCUGGUGCCAGUUUUUCAAUAUCGUUAGCGACUCAGUCCUGACAUGGGCGAAGGAUCAGCACCCAGUGGGCGAGGUGAGCAGGAGUGCAGGGGACGAGGGCCCGGCGGCCUUGGCCAUCGUGCAGGCAUCUCCCGUGGACUGUGGUUUAUAUCGCUGUACCAUCCAUAAUGAGCAUGGCUCUGCCUCAACUGACUUCUGCCUUAGCCCUGAGGUGCUGUCUGGCUUCAUCUCCAGGGAGGAAGGUGAAGUUGGAGAAGAGAUUGAGAUGACCCCCAUGGUGUUUGCCAAGGGUCUGGCUGACUCUGGCUGCUGGGGGGACAAGCUCUUUGGGCGAUUGGUGAGCGAGGAACUUCGAGGGGGUAGACAUGGAUGUGGCCUUCAGAAGGCUUCCCAGGCCAAGGUCAUCUACGGGCUAGAACCCAUCUUCGAAUCCGGCUGCACGUGCGUCAUCAAGGUGUCCAGCCUGCUUGUGUUUGGACCCAGCAGUGAGACUUCUCUUCUGGGCAGAAAUUAUGACGUCACUAUCCAGGGGUGCAAAAUCCAGAACAUGAGUCGGGAGUACUGCAAAAUCUUUGCAGCUGAAGCCCGGGCAGCGCCUGGUUUUGGGGAGGUACCUGAGAUCAUCCCACUCUACUUGAUCUACCGGCCUGCAAACAAUAUACCUUAUGCUACACUGGAGGAAGAUCUGGGCAAGCCCCUGCAGUCUUACUGUUCCCGGCAAUGGGGCUGGGCUGGGGCCCCAGCAGCAUCUAGCAGCUCAGAGGCCAUGCAGAAAUGCCAGACCUUUCAGCACUGGCUGUAUCAGUGGACAAAUGGCAGCUUCCUUGUGACUGAUUUGGCAGGGGUUGACUGGAAGAUGACCGAUGUCCAGAUUGCUACCAAACUUCGAGGGUACCAAGGCCUCAAGGAGAGCUGUUUCCCUGCCCUGCUAGACCAGUUUGCCUCGUCCCACCAAUGCAACACCUACUGUGAGAUGCUGCAGCUGAAGCCCCUCAAGGGCCCUGAGGCUGUCCACCCCCAAGCCAAGGCCAAAGGCUCCAAGAGUCCAUCGGCUGGCAGGAAAGGCUCCCAGCUGAGUCCCCAGCCACAGAAGAAAGGCGUUCCCAGUCCUCAGGGUUCCCGGAAGAGUGCUCCAAGCUUCAAGGCCACACCUCCGGCCUCUGAGGCAGUCACUGUUCAGUUAGUAGGACAGGCCCCUGCCCAAGAGGGGAGCUCUAAGGGCCAGGGCUUGCGGUAGCCCCCCUUGAGAGGCAGGGGGGCCUCUACCUGAGAGUAGACCAACAGGAAGCAGCUUGAACCAGAUGGAGACGAUUUCACUUCAGGACUAAACAGAGAAGGUACCCAAAGCAGCUACCCCUUGGGGACCUCUCUCAGUAACUUCACCUCAUUGAAAGGCUUUGGGCAUGGUACAUGACCUCUUGGCCUCGUCCAGUGCCAUGAUUGCCCAGUCUCCCAGGCCUCACAUGGGCGGUGACCUCAGCCCUCAUUGAAGUUUACACUUACCACUGCUGGAGGCUCCCUGAGUCCUCUGCAUGAGCUCUGCACUCUUGGCCCAAGCCCCACACAAGCAAACGUUGCUCUCUGGGGCCUGCGGGCCAGCAUUUACCUUUUCACCCCUGCUUGCCCUGGCUCUCUCCCUGUCCUCAGGGCACUAGACUGCCUGUGGGGUCUAGCCUUGUGACUCUCAGGGUUUCUCCUGCCAGCUUUGCCUCACUCAGCACAGCUCAUCCUGCGACUAACCUGUCCCGAGUCCAGAUGGGGCCCAGGGCCCUUCUGGAGCCGCCCACCGUGUCUUUGCAGUGUUUCUGUUUGCUCUUGUUUUGUUUUCUUUGAUGGUAUACGUUCUUGUCACUCUGGCACUUGCUUCUUUCCCAUGCUCCCUUGCUCAUCUCCUCUCCCCAGGCUUUGAACCCAUUGCAGUCUGCUGCCUGCCCUUCGCUAGCUUUUGCUUGUUCCUUUGUCCAAGGGCUCCUUCCAUCCUGACCUCGCACCCUCCCCACCAAUGGCUAGGGGAGGAACAGCCUCUCUGGCUUCACUCCACCGCAAUGCACUCUGCCCUGGUUCUCCUGGGUUCUCUGCUCAGGAGGAGGGAGGUAGCAUGAGGGCAUGUGAACAGCUGGAGGCAGACAGAUGGCUUUGACUUGGAGGCACCUUGUGCUCUGUUCUGAAUGCCGUGAGGUUGCAGUCAAUGUCACAUCUCUGUCCUAAAGCAGUGGAAGACGGGGCUCUUCCUCCUAAGGGAGGGGACACGGUGUUCCAGGAGGGUCGCGAUCUUCUGUGUGCUCCGGUAGAGAAAGAUGUCUCUGAACCUACCUCCAACCAUUUGCUCUUGAUCCUGGGGCUCAACUCCAGAUUCUCAGGUGUGGGUUCCCAGGAAAUUUCUGCUGGGUCCAGCCCCCUGGGUCUUUCUAGACAUCCCUCCUUGAGACCCAGGAUGGGAUAGGUCUGGAUCUAGCCUGCCCUCCCCCCUCUUGUUAAGCAAUAAAAGGCAGCAACUGUGUGUCCUGUUUGUUGCCCUCAUCUGGUGUGA